CCCAAGACCAAGUCUUAGUAGCAACUUCCCUUCCUCAGCUGCCUAAACUUUUUUCCCUGGUGGCUGGAAAGAAGUGUCACAUUUUGCUCACUGCCAAGCCUUCUCCCCCACCCCCUGCUAGAGAACGCGUGCGGUGUAGGGGGUGCUGUGAGCCACCUCCCGCCUCGGUGGCUGCUUAAGCAACUUCAGCGCCUCUCAUCGGAGCACUAUGAGGUGCCUCGGGAAGCGCAGGGGCCGGACAGCUGCUUUCCUGCCUCUCUGCUGGCUCUUUUUGAAGAUUCUGCAACCAGGGCACAGCCACCUUUAUCACAACCGCUAUGCUGGUGAUAAGGUGAUAAGACUUAUUCCCAAAACAGAAGAGGAAGCAUAUGCACUGAAGAAAAUAUCCCAGCAACUCAAGGUGGACCUGUGGCAGCCCAGCAGCAUCUCUCAUGUAUCAGAGGGAACAGUUACUGAUGUCCAUAUUCCCCAGAAUGGUUCUCGAGCCCUGUUAGCCUUCCUAUGGGAAGCCAACAUCCAGUACAAGAUCCUCAUAGAAGAUCUCCAGAAAGCACUGGAAAGGGGAAGCAGCUUACAAACCCAGAGAAGUCGAAGGUCUCUUCCUGGAUAUAAUUAUGAAGUGUAUCACUCCUUAGAAGAAAUUCAAAAUUGGAUGCAUCAUCUGAAUAAAACUCAUUCAGGCCUCAUUCACAUGUUCUCUAUUGGAAGAUCAUAUGAAGGAAGAACUCUUUUUAUUUUAAAGCUGGGCAGAAGAUCACGACCUUACAAAAGCGCUGUCUGGAUAGACUGCGGUAUUCAUGCCAGAGAAUGGAUCGGUCCUGCCUUUUGUCAGUGGUUUGUAAAAGAAGCUCUUCUAACAUAUAGAAGUGACCCAGCCAUGAGAAAAAUAUUGAAUCAUCUCUAUUUCUAUAUCAUGCCUGUGUUUAACGUUGAUGGAUACCAUUUUAGUUGGACCAAUGAUCGAUUUUGGAGAAAAACAAGGUCAAGGAACUCAAGGUUUCGCUGCCGAGGAGUCGAUGCCAAUCGUAACUGGAAAGUGAAAUGGUGUGAUGAAGGAGCUUCUGUGCACCCUUGUGAUGAUACAUACUGUGGCCCUUUCCCAGAGUCCGAGCCAGAAGUGAAGGCCGUAGCUAACUUCCUCCGAAAACACAGAAAGCACAUCAGGGCUUACCUCUCCUUUCACGCCUACGCUCAGAUGUUGCUGUACCCCUAUUCUUACAAAUAUGCACCCAUUCCCAACUUUAGCUGUGUGGAAUCUGCAGCUUAUAAAGCUGUGAAUGCACUUCAGUCAGUAUACAGGGUACGGUACAGAUACGGACCUGCCUCCAGAACGUUGUAUGUGAGCUCUGGUAGCUCAAUGGAUUGGGCCUACAAAAAUGGAAUACCCUACGCAUUUGCUUUUGAACUACGUGACACUGGACAUUUUGGAUUUUUACUCCCAGAGAUGCUCAUCAAACCUACCUGUACAGAAACCAUGCUGGCUGUGAAGAAUAUCACAAUGCACCUGCUGAAGAAGUGUCCCUGAGGGAGCCUACGGGUCAGGUCAACUGCCAGAGAGAGCAAGCUGAUCUGAGCAAGAGCUACUUGGUGCUGGGUGGAAAUUGUUUUUAAAGAGAAGGGCAACUGCUUAGAGCGAACAUAUCUAUGGACUUUAAAAAGAUCUUCUCAUGCAAUUUGACACUUUGCAGCAAUAGUAAACAGGAAAAAUGAGGGCAUAGACUACUUUGUUAUAAGAGAAAAUGUCCAUUUUAUAUCCUUUUAUAGUCUUAUUUGAUUACAGAAGGAGGGGAUGUUUUCAAAUUUCUUUGCCUCAAGAAAUGUACAAAUUAUUUGAGGCUUUCCCUUCAAUAAACCUCGUGUUCUCAACUA
Molecule: messenger RNA, 1869 nt
Organism: Lemur catta (Ring-tailed lemur)
Lineage: Eukaryota; Metazoa; Chordata; Mammalia; Primates; Lemuridae
Gene: CPA6
Product: carboxypeptidase A6
Exons: 11
Coding region: 209-1525 (438 amino acids)
Biological process (GO): proteolysis
Molecular function (GO): metallocarboxypeptidase activity; zinc ion binding
Source: RefSeq, a predicted model, not a curated record